Messenger RNA from Heterocephalus glaber (naked mole-rat), 1497 nucleotides. Lineage: Eukaryota; Metazoa; Chordata; Mammalia; Rodentia; Bathyergidae. The record is from RefSeq and is a predicted model, not a curated record.
GGAGGUGAGUCUGUGAACAAGAGGGAACUAAUAAACUUGAACUAAUGACAGUUUAAAUUUUACUAGAUAUGGAAGAAUGUGUGAAAUGUCCACUUCAUCAAUAUGCCAACAUUCAGCAAAACCACUGCCUCCAAAAAUCGGUGACUUUUCUGGCUUACGAAGACACCUUGGGAAUGACACUGGCUGGCACAGCCCUGAGUUUCACUAUUCUCACAGUUACUGUUCUUGGGCUCUUCGUGAAACACCGAGACACUCCCGUGGUCAAGGCCAAUAACCGGGCACUCAGUUACAUUCUGCUCAUCUCCCUCUCCUUCUGCUUUCUCUGCUCCUUACUCUUCAUUGGCCGUCCUAACACGGCCACCUGCAUCCUCAGGCAGACCACAUUUGGAGUUGUGUUUACUGUGGCUGUUUCCACUGUCUUGGCCAAAACCAUUACUGUGGUUCUGGCUUUUAAGAUCACUCUACCAGGCAGAAGGAUGAGGCAGGUGUUACUAUCAGGGGCACCCAACUCCAUCAUUCCCCUCUGCUCCCUGAUUCAAUUCACUCUCUGUGGAAUCUGGAUGGGAACAAAUCCACCCUUUAUUGACACAGAUGUACACUCUGAACAUGGCCGCAUCAUCAUUGUGUGCAACAAGGGCUCCCUCGCUGUCUUCUACUGUGUCUUGGGAUACUUGGGCUCCCUGGCCCUGGCAAGCUUUACUGUUGCUUUCAUGGCCAGAAACCUACCCGACACAUUCAAUGAAGCCAAGUUCCUGACAUUCAGCAUGGUGGUGUUCUGCAGUGUCUGGAUCACUUUCCUCCCUGUGUACCACAGCACAAAAGGGAAGGUCAUGGUGGCCAUGGAGGUCUUCUGCAUCUUGGCCUCCAGUGCUGGCCUGCUAGGCUGCAUCUUUGCCCCUAAGUGCUACAUUAUUUUGUUAAGGCCAGAUAGAAAUUCCUUACAUGAAUUCAGAGAUAAAACACACUCUGGGAGAAAGAAGCCUUCUUAAGUUAAAGCACAUCUUUUUCCUAAAAUAUGUGGAGGGUCAACACAAAUCUGCACUAUUUUUUUCUUUUGGCAGUCAGAUAUUAAAUUACAAGAUGCUCUUGACUUAAGUGAACAACUGACCCUUCUUUUCAUAAUUUUUUCAUAGGGUAACUCUCGCCUGCAGAUCACUAUAUUUUUGAAUUGCCUUAAUUUUUUUCUCUUCAAGGAGAACCAUGAUUUAUAAUUUGCUGGUUUUAUAGUAUGUUUUUAUAGCUUGCUAUGUAUUUCUCUAACAAUCGCCUUUUAAUAUUCUGGCUGGUUACAUGUUAUAACAAAAACUAUUGAAUUUUAAGUGGCAAUGUACUGAAUUUAUACAAAUGUUAAUUUAGGGGAUGAACAUGUAGUGUGCUGUUGUAAGUUUUUCUAUCAAUGUUGGCUAAAUAUUUCCAUUUUCUUGCUUAAUCUUCCUUUAUUAAUAUGAGACAUGUAUCUAUAUAUCUGUACCUUAUUUUGUAUAUAUUACAUUCAUA